Molecule: messenger RNA, 682 nt
Organism: Siniperca chuatsi (mandarin fish)
Lineage: Eukaryota; Metazoa; Chordata; Actinopteri; Centrarchiformes; Sinipercidae
Gene: mrpl36
Product: mitochondrial ribosomal protein L36
Exons: 2
Coding region: 216-596 (126 amino acids)
Biological process (GO): ribosome biogenesis; translation
Cellular component (GO): ribosome; mitochondrial large ribosomal subunit
Molecular function (GO): structural constituent of ribosome
Source: RefSeq, a predicted model, not a curated record
GAUUUUGUGAUACGACCAUGUCGUGUCGGGGACUAACAUGUCGGCCGUUUUUAUGUUUGGCUUUGACGCUAGCAGGUCAACUCUUGACAUGCUCGUCUCCUUGGCGUGUUGUAUAUCUAUCCCACGGUGGCAUCGGGCUGUAGUGUUUACAUGUGGAACAGCUUUUAUAAAGUCACUCCACGCAAGGCUCCAUCGGCCUUUGAACCUUUGACACCAUGGCGCCCCUCCUCUGGAAGCACCUGGCUACCUCACUGACUCGCCAAGUGGCCCAGAUGAGGCAGUUAAAUCUGACCUUCUCCUCACCAGCAGCUAGUGCUUACAGAUGUCUCUGCACCCUCAUCACAGCUCCCCGCACACUGCUCCUGUCAUCAGCCAGAAUCAGCUCCAUCCAGCCCCCCUCGUCUGGCUCCUCUGCUCAGUGUGGACCACCUCUGUUGGGAAAGUGUCAGCAUCUUCCCUGCAUCCAGCCCUCUGCAGGGAUGAAAACCAAGUCUGCCCUGAAGAGGCGCUGCAAAGACUGUUUCUUUGUUCGACGGAGGGGGCGUUUGUUUGUGUUCUGCAAGACAAAUCCAAGACACAAACAGAGGCAGGGCUAAAAUGGAGUAUUGAGAAGAUUGUUUUGAGAUCGUGGAUAUUUAGAAGAACUGUGCUGCAAAAAUAAAUUGUUUGGCUUAAGAAUGUG